AUGAAGGAAAUAGUUUUUUUUAUUUUGCCAGUGGGUAUAUUUUUAUCUGUUUGUUUAUUAAGCGGGGUAGUGAUGUUUCAACAAUUUGCCAUAUACAUUCAAAAAAAAAGUAUUAAUUUUGAAAUAUAUUCAUACAAAAUAAGCAUUUCAAUAUCAUCACUAAUAUCAUUAUAUUCUUUAGUUCGUUUUUCAUUCACUCUGUUUGAAUUAAAAAAUUUUAAUGAUGAAAAUGCAGAUUAUUUGAAUCCACCAAACUUUCGAAAUUCAUACUUAAAAAAAAUAAGAUUACAAAGGAACUUUUGGAUUUUAUUAUUAUGCACAAUAAUCUGGAUAUUUUUUAUUCGUUUUACUUAUUUGCUUGGAUAUUAUCGAGGGUGUGUAAAAAAAAUUAAUGACGAAUUUGAAAAAAAUUUAGAAGCAAAAAGAGAUUCCCAAGGUAUACAAAAAAAACUAUCACAAACAUCGCUAACUACUGAAAAUAAAACAACCAAUGAAAAUAUAUUAGACGAUCUUAAUAAGGAUAAAAAAGGAAAUACCAUAAGAAAACGACACUGA
Messenger RNA from Plasmodium berghei ANKA, 555 nucleotides. Its product is annotated as conserved Plasmodium protein, unknown function. The transcript has a single exon. The record is from RefSeq and is a predicted model, not a curated record. Lineage: Eukaryota; Apicomplexa; Aconoidasida; Haemosporida; Plasmodiidae. Bases 1 to 555 code for a protein of 184 amino acids.